AUGGAGGCUCGGUGGGAGCUCGUCAAGCCCCUGGAGGGCACGCAGCGGCCGCGGAAGCGGUACCAGCACAGCGCCGUCGUCGACGUGGCCUCGCGGAGCCUCAUCAUCUUCGGCGGCAUCGACAGGGCUGGCGGAAUGUUCAACGACGUCCGGGCCUUCAGCCUCGAGGCGAAGGAGUGGGCGGUGCUGGGCCAGGCCAGCGGGCCAAAAAACAACGGGCCUUGGCCCUCCUGGCCCUCAGCGCGGUACGGCCACUCCACCAUCCUUGACUCGGCGGCCCAUGCCAUGGUCAUCUUCGGGGGCUCCGACGCAGAUUGUCGAAACGACACCUGGUUCUUUAGCCUGGAGGAGCGACGUUGGAGCUGCGACCAGACGGCGACCUCCCUCGGAAAAGAUACCGGCACACCGCGAUCUUCGACCCCAAGGCCCAGAGGAUGGUGCUCUUCGGAGGCGACGGCGGAAGUGAAGAUUAACUGGAUGAUUUGUUCGUCUUGGAGCUCCAGGCCGAGUGCUGGGUGA
Symbiodinium natans is the source of this 519-nucleotide messenger RNA. Lineage: Eukaryota; Dinophyceae; Suessiales; Symbiodiniaceae. The record is from the annotation of a GenBank genome assembly.